AUGAUUGCUGAGCUGCUGGCCAUGCUAGCAGGUCACCCCUCCAGCCUAUUCGCUUCUUCAUCUACGCCUUCUCCGACAUUCAAGAUCAGAGAUGACCUCAACUUCCUGCAUCCAUCCGAGAUCGAGAUUCUCAAUCACCUCGCCACAUACUAUACCCGCUACAACCGCAUCAAGUCGUUCGCUGAGGUGCAGAUCGAAGCUGCUCGUCAACGUGCAGUCCGUGCAGCGCUUCGUGCCAACUCCCUUGCUAGCCACAGCUCUACUAGUGCCAAGGAUGCACAGGCCGAGCUCGAACAACAGCCGACGCUUCACCUUGUACCUCUUUGCUCGACUCUGCUCUUGAUUCUGGCCGACUACCAUGCUUUGGUUCUGCACACCGAGAGGCUGGUGCUCGACAAUGAUGUGGAGCUUGUCGCGAGGACAGGGUUUGUCAGUUUAGCCAACCUGAGGGCGCGCUUCGAGCCAUGGGAUGCGCCACUGACGGCCCUCGACGAUCUAGUGACACUGUUGCUGCGAGGGCCCAGUACGGGAAGAGAUGUCGCAUUUGCAACUGAGCCAGAAUCCGCAGGCGCUCGACAGGAGGGCCAACGGGACGGGGUUGCUGCAACGUUUCCCGCAGCGUGGACCGGAGGAUUGCUCAUCGACCUGCUCAGCUUAAAGGCAUCCACUGGCGUCGAACGCGUCGCUGCGCACAUGACUCGUCUGCGCAGCGCCGUCGAGGACAGCUGGAUGCAGCACCUCGCAGCCUGGGUCUGUCGAGGCGAGAUCCACCGCCCUGGUGGCAUUGCCGAUCCCCAUGCUUCUAAACGCAGUUUAGUUUCACGGGACCAGCUCGUCCACUGGAUCGACGCAACCGAUGCAGAUGCCCACAACGACCACCUUGCCGCCGUCGCUGCAAGCGGAGACGGUCUCGCAGACUGGGCUGCCUCCUCUGGUAACACCUGGGCUUUCCGACCAGAUGCGCUUCCUGCCUCCAUCUCCGACACCACCGCCGACUCGAUCCUGUACGUUGGCCGAGCGCUUUACACCAUCCGCUAUGCCAGCGCCUCCUCUGCGCAGCUCGAGCACACGCCAAGCCGCCACACGCGACUCUCCGGCCCUCCGGACACCGUCAUUCAGCUGCACGAAUCGGCGCUCGCUCAGCCAGGCGUACGCCCUAGUCGGCCCUCGGACCUGGAUCGUGCCAUCCAUUCGCUCAGAAAUGACGUCUCAGAGUGGAUCUUUCGCCAUAUUCUUACGACUUCGGUUGUGCAUUCUUCUCUGCAGUGCUUGGGCGACUACUUUUUGCACCGCAACGGGCCAUACAUGCUUUCGCUGCUCGACGAGGUGGAGACUAUGAGGAAGAACAAGCUGUACCGUGCGAGGUCGGCUGCUGCUAGCGUGAUUCGGUCGAGCGAUCUGGAGCUGUCUCUGCGAAGGGCGACGGUGGGGACGUGGGCGGAGGACGAUCCGUCGUUGCAGAGGUUGCGCUUUGUUUUGCCGAAAGGUGGGUAUCGGCCGAGCCUUGCCGGUGCACGUACAGCCAAAGUUAGAGGGACGGCGGCUAUCAACACGAAUGCGGAUACGGCGGGGAGCGGUGCGGCUAUAACCAGUCUGCAAACCACUCGCUUCGACGACUUCUUGAUCGGCGUCCCUGCACAGCUGCACUAUACGGCCGUCUUCCCGCUUGACCUCUUCCUCUCUGCGUCGGACCUCGCCGCCUACUCGCGCAUCUUUUCGUACCUCAUCGCCAUCAAGAAGGUCCACGCGAGGGUGCUGGACUGUUGGAUCGCCCUCAGCAAGAACCAGCGGGGUCGCCGCAAGUUUACGGGCACCGGCGAAGGAGGCGUCGACGCCAGAGAGGAGAAGCAACGUGCGCGGCUGCUGCGAUGCAGCUGGGGACUUGUGAGGAAGAUGAAGUGGUUUUUGGACACGCUCCUGGGCCAUUUCCAGACGGAUAUCAUUGAUGCGCAGUUUGGCGCUUUGACAGAAAGGCUUGGAGGGGCGAGUGCGGGCGUGCAUGAACCGCUAAGAGGGGGAGGAGCAGGAGGGAGGACGCGGAAGGAUUCGGAGCAUCAGCCGCAGCAGCAGUCGCAGCACAGAGCAAGUUCGCCAGUCGGAUCCGUCGUCGCGCACAGCGAGGCUUACGGAGACGAAGGAAGACCAAGAGUCAUCAGCGGCUCUUUGUCGCGCGCUACGACCGUAGUCGGAGGGGCAGGCAGUGGUCGAACGAAUCGAAGACUGGCAUUCCCGGUCUCCGGUCCCGCUUCGUCGACUUUUGCUCCGGCAGCCGGGGUACGAGCGGGGCGCAGGUUUGUCUCGACGUCGACCCGGCCCGACUCUGUCCUCGAUGGCGCAGACACGAUCCGCAACGACGGUACUGAAGCUCUGGCCGCUGAAGACGUGGAAACGGAUGCAGUGUUGGAUUUCGCAUCGUUGCGGGCAUCGCACUCGGCGUUUCUCGCGUUUGUGCAAGAUGGCCUGCUGCUCUCUUCCCCGCUUGCGUCGAGUAUGGUGAGAUCCGUGCUGGACAUAUGCGAUCGCUUUGCCGGUACGGUGGAGCGGUGGGGAGGCGAUGUGCUGCCGCCGCUGCUGACCACCUCCUCGGUGAACGCGGACCACAGUUCGGCGAUCGACGAGCGUCAGACUCUAGUGGACAGUACUGCAGCCGAGAUCGAGCGAGAGCUAUCAAGCUUUUUCAAGCUCCUCUCGACGUCCACGUCGAGCACGGGAUCGUACCAGGCGAAUGCGUCUGCGACGGGCGGCGGAGGGGCAGCAGCGGACGAGAGCGGGCUCGGAUCACUCUCGAUGUCGGUUGUGCAGCUCCACAUGUCGAGGGGCGAGGGCAAGGGGGAGCUAUUGACAGGCGCUACUUCGGCACGCAAGCACUUGGAACAGCUGCUGUUGAGAUUGGAUUACAGCGGAUACUUUGCGGAGCAAGCGCAGCGGCAGAGGGUUGGGUUGGAGGCGAGGUUGGAUAGCGCCCUUCGCCAAUGA
Molecule: messenger RNA, 2976 nt
Organism: Sporisorium graminicola
Lineage: Eukaryota; Fungi; Basidiomycota; Ustilaginomycetes; Ustilaginales; Ustilaginaceae
Exons: 1
Coding region: 1-2976 (991 amino acids)
Biological process (GO): spindle assembly; mitotic cell cycle; meiotic cell cycle
Cellular component (GO): centrosome; equatorial microtubule organizing center; gamma-tubulin complex
Molecular function (GO): microtubule minus-end binding; gamma-tubulin binding
Source: RefSeq, a predicted model, not a curated record